AUGUCUAAGGAUGGACCUCGGCUGAGCAGGCUUGGAGUGCUGGCUCCAGCGGCUCUUUCUGCGUGUAUGGACGCGUCGGUCCUGGCCGUACCAGCCGCUGGCGCUAUCGUCUCGACCGUGUUGAAGGAGCUGAGCAAAGCGUUCAUGUUGAAAAAGUGGUUUCACGGCAUUAUGUCCGCGAAAGAAGCAGAAAACCUCAUUAUGGAGAAGGGAAGAAAUGGCUCUUACCUGGUUCGUGAAUCGCAGACUCAUCCCGGUGAAUACGUGCUGUCUGUAAGAGUCCGGGGUCGAGUCAGUCAUGUCAUGAUUAGGAGACAACAAAACAAAUACAAUGUAGGCAGUGGGGAGCAGUUCGACGACUUGGUUGGACUAAUCGAGCACUUCAGAUCGUAUCCCAUGAUUGAAAAUUCUGGGGACGUCCUCCGCUUGCUACAACCAGUAUCUGGUACCUGCUUGAGGGCUCAGGAUAUUGAUAGAAAAGUUAAGGAAAUGGAAGACGUAAUCAAACCAGAGAAUAAAUGCGGCUUUGACGGCGAAUUCCUGUCUUUGAAGGUCGUGGAUGAUUUAAACAGAUUUUCAAUGAACGAAGGCAUAAGGGUUGAAAAUUCAAAGAAAAAUCGAUACAGAAAUAUAUUGCCUUACGAUCAAACGCGCGUAGUUCUCCGCAAGAGGGUAGGGCGCUCAAAAACGGCCGACUACAUAAACGCUAACUUCAUUCGCCCACCAAAAUCGGGUUACUCCAGUUCAGUGCAGUCGUCAAAUGAAAGUCUUGAUAGUGUUCAUUCACUCAUUCUAAGGAGCGAGCCCAAGGACCUAGCUCCUCUGGUCACGAAAUCCUUAUCAGAGGACACGCUAAGAGAAGUCAGGCGAUGCAUCAAGUUGGAUAAAUUUAAUGGCAGCCUGUAUAGAAAUUUAGUUAAGGACAAACUAUACAUUGCGACGCAAGGCUGCCUGUCCAACACCGUCGACGAUUUCUGGCAAAUGAUAUGGCAGGAAGACGUCAGAGUUGUGGCAAUGAUAACCAAUGAGAUAGAGAGUGGAAAGAAAAAAUGUGAACGCUACUGGCCGAAUUGUGGCCUCGAAGAAACCUACGACGGCAUAACUGUUACAUCAACAUCAGAGUGCUUCUACGAAGACUACUUUGUAAGAGAAUUCGAUGUGACAGACAAAAUAACGAGCAAGACCAUCUAUCAAUAUCAAUUUACGACGUGGCCAGACCAUGGUACUCCGCCUGACCCGACCGGUAUCUUAGCGUUCAUCGAGAACAUAAAUAGAAAAAUGUGCGAAAUAUCACAAGAGGAUAAUGCCCCGGAGCAAAAUAUUCUGUGCGUUCACUGCUCUGCUGGUGUUGGUAGGACAGGCACCUUCAUUGUAAUUGAUAUGCUUAUUGAUAGUAUUAAAAUGUCAGGUUUUAAUUGUGACAUAGACGUGUACGAUGCAGUGAAAUCGCUUCGAGCACAGAGGUCUGGAAUGGUCCAAAACAAAAUACAGUACAGAUUUAUAUAUUUAACUAUUCAAAAUUACAUUGAGAACAAGAAUCUUAAGCUAAAGAAGAAGGUGUACACAUCAGAUGCAUAG
Molecule: messenger RNA, 1578 nt
Organism: Leptosia nina
Lineage: Eukaryota; Metazoa; Arthropoda; Insecta; Lepidoptera; Pieridae
Source: the annotation of a GenBank genome assembly